AUGGCUGGUGGUGGUCGUCGGAAGCUGGGACAUGCCACCCCGAGAGAAUUGUUUCCGUCGACAAGCCAUGAAAAUACGGAAACUUCUCAGGAAGUUACCCCAUCCCCUGAGCCAGGUGUAGGUGGUUCCGGGACAUCUACUCAGGUUCCUAAGACGCAAGACGGUAACUCUCCCAUGGGUAAGGUUCCUACCCCCGUUGCGAGAAGGACUUUGCACCCGACGGGGUUAUGGUUCGAUGAUAACACCGUGAGCACCUCCAUUACAAAUAUUUUUCAAGCACAUUGGCGCGAACCAUGGCUUAACUAUGAAAUGGUUGACAAUGAUACUAAGACCCACUGGUGGAACUCGUUUACGGUAUUAUAAAACCCCCAAGUUUAGUUUACUCAUCUAACUUUG
This is a messenger RNA of Chenopodium quinoa (quinoa), 396 nucleotides long. RefSeq lists its product as uncharacterized. Bases 1 to 363 code for a protein of 120 amino acids. The record is from RefSeq and is a predicted model, not a curated record. The transcript has 2 exons. Lineage: Eukaryota; Viridiplantae; Streptophyta; Magnoliopsida; Caryophyllales; Amaranthaceae.